Camelina sativa (false flax) is the source of this 660-nucleotide messenger RNA. The record is from RefSeq and is a predicted model, not a curated record. NCBI's taxonomy places the organism in Eukaryota, Viridiplantae, Streptophyta, Magnoliopsida, Brassicales, Brassicaceae.
AACAACACAAAAAAAAAAAAAAAAAAACACAUAUAUUCAAAACCAAAAGCAAAAAAUGGCAAAGUCUUUUACCAUGAUAAUGCUCGUAUCGAUAGUAAUGUUUUACAUGGCUAAUCCAAUUUUUUCCCAGGAAAUUGAUCCAUAUUCAGAAGAGGUACCAGAAGAUGUGGCUAUGUCUCCAACUGAUUUUGAAUUUUACGUUGAAACUCCCGAUGAAGCUCCAUUCGAAGAAGCUGAUUCACCCGCAAUGAAAUAUGACACGGAGCUUAUUCACCAUUAUUCGCACAAACAACUCGAUUUUCUUCGGGGUUGUGCGGAAAAACCGAGCUCGAAAUGCGGAGAUACGAUUUUCAAAAACUUGGUGGAUGAGACGACAUCAACCCCAAUUACAGAUGAAUGUUGUCGUGAUAUAUUGAAGAUUGGCAGAGAUUGCCAUCUCGGAAUUGUUAAGGUUUUGUUCUCCACAUAUGAGUACAAAGAUAUUGCAUCUAAGGCUAUUCCAAGAAGCAAACAAACAUGGAACGAUUGUGUUCGUAGAGUUGGGAGCAAUAUUGGUGCUCCAGUGUCUUUGGAGUAAUAAACUAUAAUACUCACUCGUGCUGAUGUAUCUAUUUUGUGAUUUGAAUGUUAUACCAAUUUAUUUUUGGUAGUCAAGAAGAA